GUGGUCUAUUGUCUAUACCCGCCCUUCAUGUUUGUUUGGGAGGAACAAAAAACAAUUGAAAACACCAUAGUAUUUAGUCUCGUCCAAAUUUCAGUCUGUUUUCCCAGUGACAUUAACAUACCUGCUAAUUUGGUACGUCUUCAUCGUUUCUUAAUUCUGGCUUAUGGGCUCAUAUUGAUGCCGUUUCAACUCGAGGAAUCUACAUGGCCUGGAGUUGCUGCUUCCCUGGACAGAGAUUUUUGGAAUCUAUUUUGAUGGGUAUCUCUCACAGAAAUGAAGAGUGGUGCAAUCUCCUUAUCUGAUGGCUCUUAUAAACUUGUAUCUCAGAGAUUGUAUUUGCAUUAUUUUAUACGUAUAUUCUCCAAGGAUAGAAAUUGGGGAGGGAAGCUUUGCUCUUCAUACUCAACUGGUACAAGACCAUUUCCGGAUUACUCAUCCAAAAAACCAACUGUCAGAGACUCUGAACUUGUGCAGUGUAUUUCUGGCACCAUAAAGCAACGGCGUUCUGAGACAUUAAGGCAUGUUCUUAGGCCCUUCGAGUCAAAAUGCAGGCCAGACCACCUCAUUUGGGUUUUGAUGAACAUUAAGAAUGAUUAUAAGCUGGUACUCGCCUUCUAUGAAUGGGCAUGUCUUCAUAGAGAACCAUCAUUGGAAGUUCGAAGUAUUGUCAUACAUAUUGCUGUUGCUUCAAAAGAUUUCAAGAUGGCUCAUAGUCUUAUAUACGAUUUUUGGGCUAAGACAAACCUCGAUAUUACCCAUUCUUUUUCUUGUUUUGUUGAAAGAUUGAUCUACACAUACAAGGAUUGGGGUUCAGAUCCUUUUGUAUUUGAUCUAUUCUUUGAGGUGCUUGUUCAAGUUGGACUUUUUUCUGAGGCAAGAAGCUUUUUUGAGAAGAUGUUCAAUUAUGGUAUGGUGAUCUCUGUUGACUCCUGUAACUUGCUUCUUUCUAGUCUUUCCAGCCAAUCAGACAAGAAAGGAGACACCUUCAAGGUAUUCAAUAAGUUCCUAGAAGCAGGGGUUUGUUGGGAAAGUAAUUCAUAUAACAUAAUACUACACAUUCUUUGUCAGUUAGGAAAAAUUAGAGAAGCACACCAUUUGCUAUUACAAAUGGAGUUGAGAGACUGUAUGCCUGAUGUUGCGAGUUAUAGUAUUGUUAUAAAUGGAUAUUGUCACGUUGGCGAACUAGAUAAGGUGUUGAAGAUGGUUAAUGAAAUGAGGAUAAAGACAUUGAAGCCAAAUGCAUUUACAUAUAACAGCAUUAUUCUUCUUAUGUGCAAGUCUGGUAAAGUAGCUGAUGCAGAAAGGGUCCUGAGGGAAAUAAUUGGCCUGAGAAUACCACUAGAUAAUGUAGUGUACACUACGAUUAUUGACGGUUUCUGUAAGUCUGGUAAUAUUUUUUCUGCUAUGAAGCUUUUUGAGGAAAUGCAUAGAGUUCAAAUAUUUCCUGAUGUUAUCACAUAUUCUGCUAUGAUAUGUGGACUUUGUCAAAGUGGAAACAUCCUAGAAGCAGACAAGCUUUUCCAUAAAAUGCUAGACAGAGGAUUAGCACCAGAUGAAAUUACAUAUACAACACUCAUAGAUGGUUAUUGCAAGGCAGGUAAGGUGAAAGAGGCCUUCUUUUGGCACAAUGAGAUGGUUGAGAAAGGGAUGGUCCCUAAUGUUGUCACCUAUACUGCCCUUGCUGAUGGCCUUUGUAAGCAAGGAGAGGUCGAUACAGCGAAUGAGCUUUUGCAUGAAAUGUCUUCCAAGGGUCUAGAACUUAAUUUGUGCACGUAUAAUGUACUUGUAAAUGGUCUCUGUAAAUCAGGGAAUAUAACGCAAGCAAUUAAACUGAUGGAGGACAUGGAGAUGACAGGAUUUUAUCCUGAUACCAUCACUUAUACUACUCUGAUGGAUGCUUACUGUAAGUCGGGAGAAAUCUCCAAGGCACAUGGGCUCCUGAAGACAAUGCUAGAUCAAGGACUGCAACCUACUGUUGUUACAUUUAAUGUUUUAAUGAAUGGGUUCUGCAUGUCAGGGAUGUUGGAAGAUGGUGAGAGGCUACUGAAAUGGAUGUUGGAGAAGGGCAUCAUGCCAAACACCACAACCUAUAAUUCUCUUAUGAAGCAAUAUUGCAUUAGAAGCAACAUGCGUCUCGCAACUGAAAUUUACAGGGAAAUGUGUGUUCAAAAUAUGGUGCCAGACAGAAAUACGUAUAACAUAUUAAUCAAGGGGCAUAGCAAAGCAAGGAAUAUGAAGGAAGCGUGGUAUUUGCACAAAGAAAUGGUUGCAAAAGGCUUUGAUCUCACUGGAAGUUCCUAUAACGCUUAUAUCAAGGGGCUUUUAAAAAAGAAGAAGUAUGGGGAAGCAAAAGAACUCUAUGAAGAGAUGCGGAAAAAAGGGUUCAUUGCUGAUCAAGAGAUACUCAACUUUUUUCUGGACAAGAAUUUCGAUGAAGGGAAUGUAGGAACUGCUCUUGAGCUUUGUGAUGAAGUGAUACAGAUUUUCCUUGUUGAUAAGGUCGAAGAAGAGAACAAUACUUGAUGAUCAUUUAGAUUUUCAUAGAUAUACAACCAGCUUGUGAUCACAUUCACCAGGAAUCAGAUCAUGCUACUUGGACCUUAUUGACUUGAAAACAAGAGUUCAUCAGAAUUUGGAUGAUGCUAUCGGGACUGUUAGUUUGAAGAUCAUGUUUAUAUACUAUGCUCUACAUUGCUUAACAGAAUUAUGCGUUGAUAGGGAUCUGGUGCACAAGAAGCAAUGUUGUGUUAUGAACAGUUUUCCUGGUACUGGAAGAUAAGCCAACUACUUUUUAUCUCAUGCCGAGUCACAGACAUGGUCUACCACUGUGAUUAGCUGCAUCUUAUUGGCGGUUGAAGUUCAGCCUUUGUGUGAAUCAUGUAAGAGAUGUUUCUAAUACUAUGAUGCACGCCGCCAUGCUGGUCAGUGGCAAUUGCAUUGCAAAAAUGGAGUAUGACCCCAGAUCAGAUAUCAGAUAGGCCAUUAUGCCAACGUCAGAAGUAGAAUGGAAUUUGCAGUUAUAUUAAUCAUCUAAGGUUUAAAGCAUGGGUCCAGUGAGGUGAUUUGGAUUGGUAAUUAUCAUUGUUAUACUAUAGAUCCCAACACCGGCCCCCUGAAGCUUAAUUUUGAAUAGGUGCAUAGUAAAGGUACAGUGUAUUAUUCCCAUAUUUUAGGGUGUUAGGAUGGUUGCUCAUAAAGCUUAGUUAUACGGUUUCACCAAUCAUAUUUCAUCUCUUACUUUGAAAUGUCUGAAAUUCUCAUAGCCAGUUUAUCAGAUACUAUCUAAUUUCAUUCAAAAAGAAAAUUUUGUAUUAACAAGUACAAUCAAUCAAUCAAACUUGAAUUAAAUGACAUUAGCAGAUAUCGCUCUUGUUCAAUAAAACCUGCUAUUUUCAAGCGUUUUUGGAUCAAAUUGGAGUAAUAUCCACCUCUUUUAUCAUGUGGGUAUCUGCUUUAUUUUCUGUUUCGUAUCAGAUAAUUUGGGAGCUUAACGUUGGACGAAUCAGGAUUAUCAGAAUUUAAGUUACUAGAGUAUUGUUCAGUGGAGCAUAUGAAUUUGUUCAACCAAAAGGUCUCCUUAUAUCAUGUUAUUUCUUAGAUCUCCCUUGCACUAGAAAGUUAAAUCAUGUCUGCCCUCUAGUCUGCGUUGAGUAAACCUGUUUAGUAUAUAUUUGGACAGUUUUAAAUCUGGUUCAGAAAUGCGAUAUUGAUCAAAGUUUUUUUUUUUCCUUUUUCAUCAGAAAGUGUUAUUAUGCUUUUAUUCAAGUUCUAUUUCAUGUAUGGAAUCUUGUGUUAGUAAAUGUAUCUUUUAUUACUGCUUUCAUGUUAUAACAGAAAUAGUUGUCAACUGACAUUGUACACUAACGCUAUUCCAAUUUCCGCUGUUUGAAUGGUGCAAAUGUUCUAUUUGAUGCUUGUUAUUGUGUUAACCGUUUCAGUUGUAGUGCACACUGCACAGCUUAGCAAUGAGCUACUAAACUUUGUGUUUGUCUUUUGGUUGACUUGAAAUUAUUUUACAGCUAUCAAAAUGUUGUUUUUAAUUUAUUCAAGUCAUAAAGAAGCAAAAGCAUGGUAACUAUAUCUAUGCCUAAUUAAAUAUGAAAGAAACACUGCUCACAAUGUUAAAUGCUGCAUUACUUGUCAAAUCUACAAGCACUUAAGAAUGAAGAAGGAAAGGAACAAAUAGAGCCAUUUUCUAAGUGAUGCAAUAGAUUGAGCUCCGCUUGAAGGGGAAGAUUGAGUUGGACUUGGACCUGUGGCAGGCCUCACAAUCUCCUUUGAGCAAGUGUAGUUGCAUCUACUUGGGCGAACCACUCUGUAAACGCCACUGCUGGCUAGAAUGAGGACAUCUUUCCUGUUGUCCUGCCCGAAUGAAUAUAUGUAUCCCAGAGCUGGUAGUGUAGUUCCUGGGGCAGAACCGCAUUCAAGUGGCGACUCUUGACCACAGCUGAACGGCAUUGCUGCGGUGCUGAAGUUUCCGCUAUUCCUGGGAUUCUCAGUAGCUGCCCAUAUGUUGCUUGCAUACAGAUCUCCGUACAGGUAUCUGAAACACCAUAUAUUGUAAACUCGUUAUGGAAAUAGCAGUUAUAUUUGAUUGUUAAGCGAUUGAUUUCUAAUUAUGUGCUUACUCACCUGCCAGACAUGCAUGGAUCAGUCUCAGAGCGAUAGAAAAAUCCGCCAGAUAUUGCUGCUGAUCCAGUUUUCUUGUUAAUUGCUGAAUGAGUAUAACCUGCUACUGGUAAGAUAAGAUUUUGGGUAGCUAAAGAGGAUGUAUUUGUGUCAUUUCCAGUACUAGAGGGAAUGAUGCCUUCAUAUAUAUUCCAGCCGUAGUUUCCACCUUUGGUGACUACAUCAAUCUCUUCAUAUUGAUCCUGCAAUUCGAGCAGUAUAGUGUUAGGCAAGUGGAGUGCUCAUAGAUGAAGUGCUAUAUGGGUUUAUCAUGCUGCAAUUUGAACCUGGCCAACGUCUCCACAGACAAAGUAAGAAGGCCUUUCUGCAUCGAAGCUACAACGCCAAGGAUUCCUGAACCCCAUAGCCCAGAUUUCUGGUGCCAAUUCCUUGUCUUCCGAAUAAGGAUUGUCUCGAGGUACAGAAUAAUUACCCCAGAGGCCAAGCCCAAUUUCUUUCUCACCUGCAUAGUAAUUAUGUGGUGUCAACCAGAAGACCUUGAUCUAGGAAAUUAUAAAUUUUACAUGCAGAAAUAAGCUAUACACCAUCCUUGGGUUUUUAACUGAUGAAGAUGCUUACUUGGAAUGGUAUCUACGUCAAGCCUCAAAAUCUUCCCUAGUAUGGAUUUCUUGUUCUGGGAAAAUUUAUAGGGAUCAUCUCUUCCUCCGCCAUCUCCCAUCAUGACAUACAGAUACCCGUCUUCAGGUCCAAAUAGUAUUUGGCCUCCGUGAUUGUUUGAAGAUGGCAAACCCAUUGUGAAGAUCCGUCUUACUUCUGUUGGUUGGCCACUUUGCAUCUGGAAUAGAGAGUGUAUCAUUAACGAGAAUAUAUUCAUGGCAGCAACUUACCAGUUCCAAAAUUUCGAGAUAAUUACCACUGACGGGUCUGAUGCAGUUCCAUUCGCCGUGUACUCUGCAAUAACGCUUUGAUAUUGGCAAGGUGUAGAGCUACCUGAACUGUUAAAUUUGGAUGGAUCACAAUCUACAUCAGAGUUACAUGCACACCUUCCAACACAUUCAGGUGACUUUAUCCUAUCACAGUUAUAGGAAGCAAAGAAUCGC
Beta vulgaris subsp. vulgaris (sugar beet) is the source of this 5729-nucleotide messenger RNA. RefSeq names its product pentatricopeptide repeat-containing protein At1g05670, mitochondrial. Lineage: Eukaryota; Viridiplantae; Streptophyta; Magnoliopsida; Caryophyllales; Amaranthaceae. The coding region runs from base 274 to 2523 and encodes 749 amino acids. Gene Ontology annotation, molecular function: protein binding. The record is from RefSeq and is a predicted model, not a curated record. The transcript has 2 exons.